AUGGAACUUACAUUGCUUCUUGCUUUUGUAUUCAUUCUAACUUUCUGUGCAACUUCAGCACAAGAAGCAAUGGAAAUGGUAGUUGAAAAUGAAAGCAAUCUAUUGACUACUUACAUUGUUUACGUCCAAAAGCCUCAGGGUGAGGAUUCUCUUCAAUAUGACGACUUGCAUGGAUGGUACAACUCACUUCUACCAGAGAGUGCCAAGACUCAGAACCAGCAGCGCCUUGUUUUCUCAUACCGAAACGUGGUGUCUGGAUUUGCUGCGAAACUGACAGCAGAAGAAGCAAAAAGCAUGCAAGGGAGGGAGGAGGUUGUGUCGAUUCGAGCCGAAAGGAUCCUUUCUUUACACACAACUCAUAGUCCAGGCUUCAUGGGAUUGCAAACUGGAUUCCCAUUGUGGAGAGGCUCCAACUAUGGCAAAGGCAUCAUAGUUGGAGUGUUGGACACAGGAAUAAACCCUUCACAUCCAUCAUUUUCUGGUGAAGGAAUGCCUUCUCCACCGGCAAAAUGGAAGGGCCAUUGCGAGUUUACAAAGCAGAGGACUUGUAACAACAAGCUAAUUGGGGCGAGAAGCUUUGUCAAAAACUCAAGCAGGGAUCUUCCUUUCGAUGAUGUUGGCCACGGCACUCACACGGCCAGCACGGCCGCAGGGAGGUUUGUGCAGGGUGCAAGUAUCUUUGGCAAUGCUAACGGUACAGCUUCUGGCAUGGCACCCUUUGCCCAUUUAGCAAUUUACAAAGUUUGCCAACUUGAUGGUUGCUAUGAAAGUGCAAUCAUAGCUGGUAUGGACGCUGCCAUUGAAGAUGGCGUGGAUAUACUUUCCCUCUCUCUUGGAGGACCCCCUUUUGAGUUCUUUGAAGAUUCAAUUGCAUUGGGCGCCUUUGCAGCCAUUCGCAAUGGCAUUUUUGUUAGUUGUUCAGCUGGGAAUGAAGGUCCUGGCUAUAGUACAUUGUCCAAUGAGGCUCCAUGGAUUCUCACCGUUGGUGCUAGCUCCAUUGACAGAAAAAUAAGUGCAUCAGCCAAACUUGGCAAUGGAAAAGAAUUUCAUGGGGAAUCAGCAUUCCAACCCAAGGACUUUGCACCAACGCUAUUGCCACUUGUGUAUGCAGGAAAAAAUGGAAAUGAAUCUUGUGCAUUCUGUGCUCCAGGAUCAUUGGAGAGUGUGGAUGUUCAGGGUAAGGUAGUGUUGUGUGAGAUAGGUGGAGAUAUUGCAAGAAUAGACAAGGGACAAGAAGUUAAGAAUGCUGGUGGUGCUGCCAUGAUCCUCAUGAACAGUGAGAUUAGAGGUUAUACUACCCUUGCUGACCCUCAUGUUCUUCCUGCAGCACAUGUGAGUUACCAUGCUGGAUUAGAAAUAAAGGAAUAUAUAAAUUCAACCUCAGCACCAACAGCAACAGUCUUGUUUAGAGGAACUAUCAUCGGAGAUCCAUUUGCCCCAGUUGUUGCUUCCUUUUCCUCCAGAGGUCCGAACAAUGUAAGUCCAGGGAUUCUGAAACCAGACAUAAUUGGACCAGGAUUGAACAUUCUUGCUGCAUGGCCUGUUUCUUUGGACCACGCUUUUCCACCAAUGAACAUGAUUUCAGGUACUUCAAUGUCUUGCCCUCAUCUCAGUGGCAUUGCUGCUUUGUUGAAGAACUCUCACCCAGACUGGUCCCCAGCUGCCAUAAAAUCAGCAAUAAUGACCACUGCUCACAAAGCAAACCUUGAAGGUGAACCUAUAUUGGACCAAUGGCUUGAACCAGCUGAUGUAUUUGCAACUGGCUCUGGACAUGUCAACCCUCUCCAAGCAAAUGAUCCAGGACUCAUCUAUGAUAUUGAACCAAACGAUUACAUUCCUUAUCUAUGUGGUUUGGGUUACACAGACAAACAAGUUGGUACUAUCUUGCAACAGAAAGUGAGAUGCUCUGAGGUAAAAAUCAUCCAGGAAGCACAACUCAACUAUCCCUCAUUCUCUAUUGAAAUGGGGAAUACUUCACAGUCCUACACAAGGACAGUGACAAAUGUUGGGCCUGCAAAUUCAACUUAUGUUGUGGAAGUUGAAGCGCCUUUGGCUGUUGAAAUGAGCAUAAGCCCUGCCACGUUAACAUUCCAAGAGGUGAAAGAGAAGCUUACAUAUCUGGUUGAGUUCAUCCCUGAAGAUGAAAGUCUCAGAGGGAAUAACACUUUUGUUCAGGGCUCUAUUAAGUGGGUGUCUCUGUCUGGAGAGUACUCAGUUAGCAUCCCUAUAUCUGUCAUCUUCAAUUGA
Molecule: messenger RNA, 2247 nt
Organism: Arachis duranensis
Lineage: Eukaryota; Viridiplantae; Streptophyta; Magnoliopsida; Fabales; Fabaceae
Product: subtilisin-like protease 3
Exons: 2
Coding region: 1-2247 (748 amino acids)
Biological process (GO): proteolysis
Molecular function (GO): serine-type endopeptidase activity
Source: RefSeq, a predicted model, not a curated record